AGGAGAGGACAUGUUUAGUUGAAGAGAGAUCUGCAGCAACACAUCCACAUAAGAAAACAAUUGUAGGCUGAGUUUGUGAUGGGCCUUAGAUUUAGCCUGUAGGAUUCGUUGUAGCUGUUACUGUGAAUGCUAAAUUUAGAACGUUAAGGUAACACAAGUAACAUAACUUUGUAGAACAGGAUCUCUUCAGAAGAAAAGAAGCGUUAUCUUGAAUUGAAGGCACGGGUUUGUCAUACACUUGCUCAACCGUCCAAAUGUCCACCGGUUCGGUGAGCGAAAAUGAUGACAUUGUGACAUCUCACCUAAGGAAAGACGCCCCGUUGGGAAGCAACAAGCGGAGCAGUGUGCACUAUACUUCAGCAGAGUUCUCAGACGACGAGUACGGCACAGAUGACGGCUUUGACCGAAAGCGCAAACGGAUGCGCAGUGGGUCCGAGGGUAAACAACUUAUCUCAAAGUCUCAUCAAAAGGAAGCUCAACAGACGCAAAGAAACGCUGCGAAUGCCAGAGAAAGAGCUCGGAUGCGAGUUCUAAGCAAAGCAUUUUCCAGACUUAAAACUAGCCUGCCUUGGGUACCAGCCGAUACCAAACUUUCGAAACUGGACACGUUGCGCCUCGCUUCCAGCUACAUCUCUCACCUCAGACAAAUUCUGCAGGAUGACCGUUUUGAAAACAGCUUCGUACACCCUGUAAACUUGACUUGGCCAUUCGUUGUGUCAGGCAGAUCAGAAGACAUCCAAGACGUUGAUCCUUCCGCCAGACUGUGCGGAGCAACAGCAUAACAUUGUUCUCAGCGUGGACUGUUUACACAUCCCUGUAUCCCGUCUCAACUGUCAAUUAUCUGUCAUAGCCUACUCGACUAUGAUAUGAGGCAUGUGAUGAUUAAAACACACAGUUCCCUUCUGGUUCUGUAUCCCCCCUUCUUAUUCAAACUUUUUCUAUCUGCUUGCGUUGUUUCUCAUUCUAGGACAGGGGUCUCCAUCCCUGCUCCUGGAAAGCUACAUGCCUCAAGGUUUUAGCUACAACACUAAUAUAACACACCUGAUUCUAAUAAUUAUCUGGUUGAUCAGGUAACUAGUGUAGAAUCAGGUCAAAUGAGUGUGGUUGGAGCAAAAACCAACAGGCAGGUAGCUCUCCAGGGUUGGAUACCUAUGUUCUAAGGCAUUGUAUUGUUGUGUUGUGAAUAGUGUUAUGCCAUGUUUUACACUGGAUGUGAAAUUUUUGUACAUGUUGAUGUUAUACUUAUAAUGAAGGAAAAAAAGUGA
Molecule: messenger RNA, 1265 nt
Organism: Hypomesus transpacificus
Lineage: Eukaryota; Metazoa; Chordata; Actinopteri; Osmeriformes; Osmeridae
Gene: msc
Product: musculin
Exons: 2
Coding region: 255-782 (175 amino acids)
Biological process (GO): regulation of transcription by RNA polymerase II; skeletal muscle tissue development
Molecular function (GO): RNA polymerase II transcription regulatory region sequence-specific DNA binding; protein dimerization activity; DNA-binding transcription factor activity, RNA polymerase II-specific
Source: RefSeq, a predicted model, not a curated record